Messenger RNA from Zalophus californianus (California sea lion), 2515 nucleotides. It is a transcript of the gene MBL2, whose product is annotated as mannose binding lectin 2. The record is from RefSeq and is a predicted model, not a curated record. Lineage: Eukaryota; Metazoa; Chordata; Mammalia; Carnivora; Otariidae. Gene Ontology annotation, biological process: positive regulation of phagocytosis; surfactant homeostasis. Gene Ontology annotation, cellular component: multivesicular body; rough endoplasmic reticulum.
AGAAAAGAAAAGAAAGAAAGAAAGAAAGAAAGAAAGAAAGAAAGAAAGAAAGAAAGAAAGAAAGAAAGAAAGAAAGAAAAGAAAAAAGAUAGAAGAAGAAAGAUGGAGAAGAAUGUGAUCAAGAAAUUUCUCUUCCAACUCCUUACUUCUCACUGUGUCCUGGAGGAAGGGAAGGGUUAAGGCAGGUGACAGGCAGGGAAGGCAAGGGCAGAGGCAGCAGUGCGGGAGGGAAGGCCAGGGACAGGGGAUGAGAGGCCAGACAGGCCCAUGGGGGCUGGGCUGCCAAGCUUCUGGAAAGGGGGCCGGCUUGAGCAAAAGCUGGAUGGCGAUCUGACGGCUGGCUCAGGGCACGGAGCUGGGGAGGCCUCUGAGCAGCAUGCAGAGGACCCUGCCAGGAGAAGGAACAAGGGCUGACAGCCUGCCAGGUCCAGCAUGAACUGAAAUUUCAGGAGCCUGGGUUCUGGCUGGCAAAAAAUGGCUUCUCCAUGGAAAAUCUCAAGGCAACGGAAGGAGAAAUCUGUCUCAUCUGGCCAGGAUCAAGGACCAAAGGAGGUUCUAUUCUGAGAGUCAGAACCCUGCCUCGGGACACCCCGGGUCCUGAGCCCCCCCAGCAAGUGCCUGUCACGAAGUAGAGACUUGCUGCAAGAUGACGGACAGGCUGCCAGGGAAACCACGGGGAUUGAUCCCAGGGACAGACAUGGCCUGGAGUGAAGGACGGGCUUUUUACAUGAAAUGAGAGAAUGGACGUCAUAAACCAGGACCACGCUCCUGUUUUCGUCGCUUCCUGUCCUUCUGUGUGUGCUGACAACAGCCAACUCAAAAGCAGAAGCCUCGGGCGAUGCCCAGAAGACAUGCCCAGCAAUCACCUGCGCCAUCCCGGGCAGAGAUGGACGAGACGAACCCAAGGGAGAAAAGGGCGAGCCAGGGCAAGGGCUCCGGGUUUACAGGGCCCUCCAGGAAAAAUGGGGCCUCCAGGAGAUAUCGGGGCUCCUGGGGCUUCAGGACCAAAGGGCCCCAAAGGAGACCGUGGAGAUAGUUCAGUUGCUGAGACGAAGCUGGCUAACCUAGAGAGGGAGGUAAGGAGUCUGAAAUCAGAACUGGACCACGUCAAAAAGUUGCAAACAUUCUCCUUGGGCAAAAAGACUGGGAAGAAGCUCUACAUGACCAAUGGUGAAACAAUGCCUUUUUCCAAAGUGAAGGCUCUGUGUGCCGAGCUCCAGGGCACUGUGGCCACCCCUAAGAAUGCCGAGGAGAACGAAGCCAUCCAGAAUGUGGCCAAGAACUUGGCCUUCCUGGGCAUCACGGACGAGGUGACUGAAGGCCAGUUUAUGUAUGUGACAGGAGGGAGGCUGACCUACAGCAACUGGAAGACAAAUGAGCCUAACGACCAUGACUCCGGGGAGGACUGUGUGACCAUCCUCGAGGACGGGCUCUGGAAUGACAUUUCCUGCCACUCCUCCUUCCUGGCCGUCUGUGAAUUCCCAGCCUGAGGAGGCAGCUUCCUCAGCCCUCUCCUGGCCUUCCUUCUGUGUCCCCUGUGGCUCUGAAAGGGAAUUCAUGGCCCCCCUAAUGUUGACUCAUUCCUUCAUGGGGAUGGGAGGGAAAUAAAGGGGAAGUGUGUGUGGGAUGAGGAAGCAAAGAGAAGUUGACAGUGGGCCUCGAGGGUUUCUGGUCCUUCCUAAGAGCGCAGCAGCAGGUCAGAGUCGGCCAUGGAAAGGGCAAAGUCAACCCCCUCUUUCCUCAGUGAGGACCCCACGGCCCACCAGAGGGACCAGUGGAGGGCCAGUCUGUGUCAGGGCAGUAGACCUCAGCCUCCAGGAGAUGCAGUUCCUUCUCCCCUGCGUGUUGCCACUACUGGAUGCCAACGUCUCCUGCCCUCUGUGCCUGCCCAUGGCUAGCCCAGCCCGGUCUGUGAUGUGGGUGCUGUUAGAGUUAUCUACGAGCUGCGCCCGGAAGCCUUGCCCCACCAGACUGGAACAUCCAGUAGUAUCCCCCGUGGGUAACGAGGCUUCGUGCCAAGAGUCCCCUUACCCUGCGCAAGUGCUCAUGGCCUCCCUAUCAUCACUAGGGUGAUCUUGAGGACAAAGAGCAGCCUUUCCCUCCUGCAUACUUUGGGGACACUGAUUUGAUAUCGUGACGUAUGCCAGCAUCACAGAGGAGGCAAUGCUCAGGUGGGUUGUGUCUGUCUCCACGGAGCCCGUCUCAGUCCCUCCACGUUCCGCAUCCCCUUCCUUCUGGGACACCCUCGUCCCAGCCUGUCAAAUGAUCUAGCAUCAUUCAAAUUAUGGAUGUCACCCCGUCCGAUUACGCAGCAGCAUCCGGUCAGGAGAUAAAACCUCCCUCUGAGCAGGGUUCUAUUGCCAUGUUGGCCAGCAACCCUGCUCAUGACCAGGGAUGGUUUCCGGGAACCCCAGAGUAAGUGGAGCUGAGAUUAUACAGAGCCCAUGUGGCAAACUGGGGGAGGAAAGUGAAUUCCAGCUUCAAGCGUAUGCCAUUCACAAAAUGAGAUUAGAAA